ACUUGUAACAUAUGACAGCAAAUGUGUUUUGAUUUAAUUCAUUUGAAUUAGUGUUCAAACUAUCCAUUUAUUUAUUUAUUAUACUGUUUUAUUAGCUGACAAUAGAAUCCUUUCAUCAUGCGAACUUAUGGUGAUAGGCCAACUCCGUUCCAAUUGGAUGAUAAAGAUGGAGAGUAUUAUUACAUUGGUUCAGAGGUUGGAAAUUAUCUGCGUAUGUUUAGGGGAUCCCUAUACAAAAGAUAUCCUUCUUUGUGGCGUCGAUUGGUUACAGUCGAGGAAAGAAAGAAACUUGUUUCACUAGGUCUGGGCCCACAUAGCUUGGCUACAAAUAUCACAUUACUCAAAGCAAGUGAAGUCAAUGAGAUAUUUGCAGGUCGAGAUGAAAAAUACAAAGCUCUGUCUAUAUCUAAUGAGCCAUUGACACAAAAAGAAACAAAAACAAAACGAGCUAAUUGGGUACAUGCAACAUUGCCAAACAGUAGUCACCAUCUUGAUGCAGUUCCAUGCUCAACUCCAGUAAGUCGCAAUCGGUUAUCUGGAAAAAGAGUCCGCACUUUCCCUUUAGCAUUUGAUGAUUUGGAUCCGGCAAUUGUUCAUGAAAACGCAAAUCAACCUGAUUUCCUUGUACCGAUCAGGCUUGAUAUGGAGAUUGAUGGACAUAAACUGCGAGACACUUUUACCUGGAAUAAAAAUGAACAACUAGUCACUCCUGAGCAGUUUGCUGAGGUACUUUGUGAUGAUUUGGAUCUCCCAGCUUCAGCUUUUGUGCCAGCUAUAGCUCAAUCAAUUCGACAACAGAUUGAGUCUUUUCAAACUGAUACUCUUCUCGAAGAGCAAACUGAUCAACGAGUCAUUCUUAAGUUGAAUAUCCAUGUUGGUAAUAUCUCUCUAGUUGACCAAUUCGAAUGGGAUAUGUCGGAAAAAGAAAAUAGUCCCGAAGAAUUUGCAUUAAGACUCUGUGCAGAACUCGGUCUUGGAGGAGAGUUUGUUACAGCAAUUGCUUACAGUAUAAGAGGUCAAUUAUCUUGGCAUCAAAGGACUUAUGCUUUCAGUGAAUCACCAUUACCCACUGUAGAGGUGCCAUUUCGAAACCAAGCUGAAUCUGAUCAAUGGUGUCCAUUCCUUGAAACUCUCACUGACGCUGAAAUGGAAAAGAAGAUUCGAGAUCAAGACAGAAACACCAGACGUAUGAGAAGACUGGCUAAUACCGCUCCUGCAUGGUAGAACUCAUAUCGGCAUUCAAUAUUUUCAAUUUCUUGAAAUUUUCAUUUACAAUUCAAUUCAAUCAACUCAACUGGUCAAUUAUGAGACAAAGUCUUCAUCUGUCAAGUAAUUUUUUUGAAGAUAUAUCAUUUUACAAUCAUUUCAUGUAUACAUUUCACUUUCAUCUUUAUUUAAUAAACUAUUUGUGAUCUUAAAGAA
Tetranychus urticae (two-spotted spider mite) is the source of this 1422-nucleotide messenger RNA. RefSeq names its product SWI/SNF-related matrix-associated actin-dependent regulator of chromatin subfamily B member 1-like. Lineage: Eukaryota; Metazoa; Arthropoda; Arachnida; Trombidiformes; Tetranychidae. The record is from RefSeq and is a predicted model, not a curated record. Gene Ontology annotation, cellular component: nuclear chromosome. Gene Ontology annotation, biological process: chromatin remodeling.